Molecule: messenger RNA, 375 nt
Organism: Suillus bovinus
Lineage: Eukaryota; Fungi; Basidiomycota; Agaricomycetes; Boletales; Suillaceae
Exons: 2
Source: RefSeq, a predicted model, not a curated record
UGUCUCGUGUCCGCGUCCUUGCCCUACUUGAUUUUCUGUUGCAUAUGGAUGAUGAGGCGCACAUCACAAGUGUGCGUGGAGCUUAAAGCAAAGAUGCAUGUACUGACGGCCUCGUUCUUUGGCUUCCGUGCAAGCAGAUCUAUACCCGCCAUCAAGGAAAACCGUAAUCUGGCUGAGUCUCUCAAGGAAGGAUCACAUUUUGUUUUUAAGAUGCGUGACUGGGAAACGAAAUGUGGCAUCUACAAGACCGACUUAAUCCAGUCGGCGAUCAACCAUAUGUGGUUUGCAAACCGAAGCGACGAGGGUAUAGUAUAUGCUAAAUACUUUAAUCCUUUACCUGUCCAAACCAUGGUGCUUAUACUCACAGCAGUGAGU